AUGUCGGCCGAGCAGAGCCAGCUUGCCGCGCUCACUGCCCAGAUUGUGCAGAUGCACCAAGAGAUGGAAUACUGGACGCGGCAGCUGCAACACGCCCAGACGCAGCUGCAAGCGGCACAGUUCCGCUCCGGCCAGUACACCCGGCACGGUCAGAAUCCCGACCCCUUCAUCGUCGUCGCCGUCAAUAACCACAGCGUGGCGUGCAACCAGAUACAGCAAAACAUGGCCGUCCUGCUCAACAGAAAGGCAGCUGCCGAGGUCGAGCACGCGCGACUAUCGCGGCUCGUCACAAGACGAGGAUUCUAG
This is a messenger RNA of Cordyceps militaris CM01, 306 nucleotides long. RefSeq lists its product as uncharacterized. The coding region runs from base 1 to 306 and encodes 101 amino acids. The record is from RefSeq and is a predicted model, not a curated record. The transcript has a single exon. NCBI's taxonomy places the organism in Eukaryota, Fungi, Ascomycota, Sordariomycetes, Hypocreales, Cordycipitaceae.